Messenger RNA from Tricharina praecox, 252 nucleotides. RefSeq names its product LSM domain-containing protein. Gene Ontology annotation, cellular component: Lsm1-7-Pat1 complex; U4/U6 x U5 tri-snRNP complex; U6 snRNP. The record is from RefSeq and is a predicted model, not a curated record. Lineage: Eukaryota; Fungi; Ascomycota; Pezizomycetes; Pezizales; Pyronemataceae. Gene Ontology annotation, biological process: mRNA splicing, via spliceosome. The transcript is spliced from 6 exons. Gene Ontology annotation, molecular function: RNA binding. The coding region runs from base 1 to 252 and encodes 83 amino acids.
AUGGCAUCUCAACUACUACCUCUCGAGUUGGUCGACAAGUGUGUUGGUUCGCGGAUAUGGGUAGUGAUGAAGGGGGAGAAGGAAUUCAGCGGCACACUGGUUGGCUUCGAUGACUACGUCAACAUGGUCUUGGAAGACGUAACAGAAUACGAACCUACUGGCGAGCAGAUCAAGCUUAAGAAGAUUCUUCUCAACGGAAACAACAUCUGCAUGUUGAUUCCUGGAGGCGAUGGACCUGGCGCUUCGUUAUAA